Messenger RNA from Closterium sp. Naga37s-1, 6009 nucleotides. NCBI's taxonomy places the organism in Eukaryota, Viridiplantae, Streptophyta, Zygnematophyceae, Desmidiales, Closteriaceae. The record is from the annotation of a GenBank genome assembly.
AUGGCUACGACACCCGUGGCUGCGUCGAGCUCGCGUUUCCCGUGCUCGCCGCCGCCACCGCAGCAGCAGCAGGAACAGCAGGCGGCGAGGGGCCUAGCAGCUGAAUGGGUGGCGGAGUUCUUUAGCGUUUCUCACGGCAUAUCGCCCUGGCUCUUCCGAGAAAUCCUUCCCCGCCCCCUGCGGGGCGACAGCGCGCUGGUGCUGCGGGACGUCCUUCCCAUGCUGCGCGACGCGCUUGAAGACCGCGAGCUCCCCCCCGGGCUGCUCUCAUCCAUCCGCGUGCUCGCGCGGAAGAGGGACCUCGCGGAGAGGCGGAGGGGGAAGACGGAAGGGCGGGGAGCGGAGGGCGAUGGGGAGGAAGGGGUUCCGCGAUGGGUGCGGAUAGUGGUCGAGUGCUGCACUGCGUCCUUCCUGUCGUCCCUCCCCAAGCCCCCACCAGGUGACACCGGAACCCCAACCCGGACCACCAGGAAAGCAGCAGCGGGAGCCGCAGCAGCCUCAGCAGCAGGGAGAGAGGCGGUAGCUGCUGCAGUGGAGGAAUUCGGGGAGAGCGUGUGGACGGCGAGAGAAGAGGACAGUGAAGGCGCAGCAGCAGCAGAUGGGCGUGCGGAGGAGGACGGAGAAGGGGAAGGGGAGGAGGCGAGGAAGGAGGAGGAGCAGGAAGAGGAGGUGCUGUAUCGGGAAAUCGGGCGCAGGAAGGCAUCUAUUAGGGCGAUGCAUCAGGAGGCGGACGGCAGUGUGGCGGGCGUGGCAAAGCGGUGCAGGAAGCGCUCCCCCCAGGAGGACGUGUGGGCGCACCUGCAGGAGCUAGUGGACUGGGCUGCUGCUGCGCUGCCUCCCCCCGUGCUGCCCCAGCAACUGCGUCACUGGAAGAUUCGACCCAACUCUUCUGCACCCCAGCCCACGCCUCCCCAUCAUGCUGCUACUGCUGCUGCUGCUGCUGAUUCUCCUGCCGACCGUGCUGCUCGCCCUGCUCCUGCCCCUGCUGCUGGUGCUGGUGCUGCUGAUGCUGGUGCUGCUGCUGUUGAUGCUGCUGCUCCUCGUUUGGGAGAAGGUGUGGGUGGCAGGCGGAGCAGGAAGAAGCAGAAGGUGACUAGGCCCAUGCGGGAGGUCAGUCUGAGCGAGGAGGGGGAUGAAGCGAAGCAAGCCAGUGAAGGGAAGGCGGGGAGUGAGGGGGGAGCGGAUGGCAGGAAGGGGCUGAAAGGGCUUGCAAUGCCAAGGGCGGAGGAAGGGGCAGGGGAGGACGAGGCGCCUAAAAAGCUCGUCUGUGUCCCUUCGCUCACUGCCUUUCCCCUGCAGCAUUCCAAGGGGAGGAAGCUUCCCCUUGUGUUCCUGCGAACGCGGCAAGCUACUGUGGAUGCGUAUGCUGGCGGGGCAGGGGGAGGCGGGGGAGAGGCAGCAGCGGAGAUGGAUGGGGCGCAGAAGAAGAGGCGAACUCAAGGAGCAGCAGGCGCAGGAGGAGGUGCAGGAGGAGGUGCAGGAGGAGGCGCAGGAGGAGGUGCAGGAGGAGGCGCAGGAGGAGGUGCAGGAGGAGGCGCAGGAGGAGGUGCAGGAGGAGGCGCAGGAGGAGGUGCAGGAGGAGGUGCAGGAGCAGCAGAGGUGGAGGAGGAGGAUGAAGAAAGGGAGGCGGAUGAAGGGAGGGAGGAAGGGGAGGAGGGGGAGAAAGGGGAGGGAGGGGAUGGGAGGGACGGAGGAGGUGAAGGGAGAGGGGCAGUUGGAGGGGUAGAGGGGAGUCGGGGGAAGGGGGGUGGGAAGGAUAUGGGAGUGGAGAGAAACGGCGGAGUGAGAGAGGAAUUUGAACGUGAGAAUGGGGUUAGGAAGGGGACGGACAAGAGGGAAGGGAGAGAGGAAAGGGGGGGCAUGGAGGGCAGGGGAGGCAGGGAGCAGCGAGAGGGGAGGCAGGGGGGAGAGAAGACAGGGGACAGGGAGAAGCAAGUUGAUGGUGAUAUGGAGGAGGAGGAACAGGAGGAGGAGGAGCAGGAGGGGCAGGAGGAGCAGGAGGGGCAGGAGAAGGAGGAGCGCGUGCUGUUCCGGUUCCUUCAAGUGAGGAAGGAGGAUAGACAGGCGGAAGGCAAUGGGCGUGCUCCGGACAUGCAAGGAGCAGCAGCCGAGAGGCAGACCCCUCCCAAGGCAAAGGCUGGGGGGAAGGCUGAGGGGAAGGAUAAAGCGCAAGGUCGUGCAGGGAUUGGGGCAGAGGCACAGGAAGAGGCACGAGUUGCGGCAGGGGCGGAGGGAGAGCAAGUAGCAGAGAAAGCGAGAGGAGCAGGAGCUGAUGCACGGUUGAAUGGAGGUGACGCAGGGGCGGGGUUGGGGGCCAUGGCAAGGCGUGGGGAGAGCGGUAAUGGCAUGGGAGCAGCAGCACCCCCAGUUUGCGGGCAUGGACCAGGGGGCAAAGGCAGGGCCACAGGGGGGCAUGCAGGGCCGUUGUUCCCGUGCGAGGGGUGUGGAGAGAUGUUUCAUUUCGACUGCGCGGGCAUGCUGUUUCAAAACGUGCUGGAGGUGAGUGCUUGGACGUGUAAGGGGUGCUUGGAGGAGGAGGAGAGGGAGAGAGAGAGGGAGCUGGAGAGUGUGCGGAGUGAGCGGAAGAAGAGGAUGAGCCUGUCUCCUCUAGCGGCGAGGCUGCAGAGGAAGCUGCAGCAGCAGGAGGAGGGGCAGGGGCAGGGGCAGGGGCAGGGGCAGGGGGGGUGGGAGGGGGAGGGGGAGGCGCAGGGGCAGGGGGAGGGGCUGGUGGAGACGCAAGGGGAGGAGCAGGGAGGGGAGGGCAAGAAGCAGAGGGGGGUAGAAGAAUGGGGAAAGAGGGAAGCGGAUGGGGAUUUGGAAGGCGGGAAUGGGGGAGAGAGGAGGGGUGGAGGUGGGACGGAAGGGGGAGGAAGUGGGGAGAGGGAGAGGAGGAGUGGAGGAAAGGGGAAGGGGAAAGGGAAGAGCAUGCAAGAGGGUUUGGAGGAGCGAGAUGGAGUGGCAGAGGUUCGUGUUGUUCUUGACUCCCGAAUGGCAGCAGCAGUUGGGGAGGAGGAAGAAGAGCAACGGGAGGAAAGGGGAGAGGCGCGGGGUGCAGGUGGGAUAUUGAAGGGAGGGAAGGCAGCAGGACGCAAGGAAAAGAGCAAGGAGAGCGGGAGAGCUGAUGGGAGGGCGGAAGGGAGGGCGGAAGGGAGGGGGGAAGGGAUGGCUCAGGGGGAAGGCGGGAGGGGUGUUGAAGGCGCUGAUGCGAGUGUGGAGAGGGAGGGAGCAGAGGGGGGAGUGGCUGACCUGUUUGAAAUGGAAGAUAUAACUGAGGCGGAGGAGGUAGAGGAGAAGGAGGAUGAGGAAGAGGAAGAGGAAGAGGAACUGGAGAUGCGGGAAGAGGAGACUGGGGAGGAGGAGGGUGAGGAGGAGGGCGAGGAGGAGGAACCUUUAACGCAGGAGGAAGAGACUGGGGAGGAGGAGGAAGAGGAGGACGAGGAGGAGAGACGAGCAUUGCAAGAGGAAGGGACUGAGGAUGAUGGUGAAGAGGAGACAGAAGAGGAGGAGCAGGAGGAAGAAGAGGCAACAGAAGAAGAAGAAGCAACAGAGGAAGACGAGGAAGAGGGAGAAGAGGGAAGAGAGGAAGAGCGAGGAGAGAUGGAGGAAGGGGAAGUUGGGGGAGAGGAAGAGGAGGAGGAGGCAGACGAAUCGGAAGAGGAGGACGAGGAGAGGGAAAUGGCAAUGGAUCGUGGUCGUGGUGUCAUAUUAAGGGAGAUGAGGAUAGGUAAGGGGAGAGGGAGAAGAAGAGCUUGGAGUCGGGCUAGGAAGAGUGAGAAUACGCCUAGGGUUGGAGAGGACAGGGAAGGAGGAAAAGGGGGGCGAUUGGGAAAGAAGAGGGUGGAAGGGGUGAAGGGCAGGGAAGCGGUGAGAGGGAGAAUGGGAAGGAGAGAGGGAUGGAGGGAAGGGGGAGGAGGGAGAAAGGGAGGGAGAGAAGAAGGGAGAGGAGCGAGGGUAGGGGGGAGCAGAGGAGAGGACGUUGGGGGGAAGAGCAAGCAGCAGGAGGGAAAAGGAGACGGGGAGGCGAAGAGAAAGGCAUGGAGGUGGGCGAAUGAGGAUGGUGGGGAAGCAGAAGGACUUGCAGGUGCAUUUGGCAUGUAUGAUGAUAGAGAGGCAGAGGAGGGGGAGGAAGAGAGGGAGGAGAAGGAAGAAGGGGAGGAGGCUGAGGGGGAGGAGGAGGAAAGAGAAAAGGGGGAGGAAGAGGAGGAGGAAGAAGUGGAAGAGGAGGAAGAGGAGGAUGAGGUGGAAGAGGAGGAAGAGGAGGAUGAGGUGGAAGAGGUGGAAAAAGAGGAGGAAGAGGAUGAGGAGGGGGAGCAGGAGGUGCAGGUACGGAAGGGCUUGGGUGGGCGCAAGGACGGAGACGGGACAACAGGAGGAGCAGAUAGAGGUGCUGCGCAGUGGAGAGGUAGGCAGGAGAAGGCUCGUGCUACUGUUAAAUCUGGGAGAGGUGGUGCUGCUGGCUCACAUGGGAACAGUGCGGCUGCUGCUGCUACUGCUGCUGCUGCUGCUGCUGCUGGUGGUGGAAACGGGAGUGGUCGUACUGCUGGGAAGGAUGUGCAAGGGAAGGGUGGGGUCGAGAGGAAGGAGUUGGGACGAGAUGGCAGGGAGGCAGGCGGGAGUAGCACGAGUAAGGGACUGCGGGAGAUGUGGGAGCAGAGAGCACGGAAGGGAGGGGAGCAGGAGAUGGGAGAUAAUGUGGUGAGGAGGGGUGCAAAGGGUGAGAGGGGUGCUUCUGAUCGUUCUGCUCGUGUUGAGCGUGCCGCUACUCCUUUGCAAGGGAGGGGGGGAGAGGAAGGAGAGCAGGAGCAGGGGGGGAUGAGGAGCGGAAGCAGUGUGAAAGGCAAGGGGAAAGCACAAGGAAGGGUUGCAUUUGAUGCGAGGGUUGAGAGAGCGGAGGGGCCUGAGAUUGGGGUGAAUGGGUGGGCAGGCGGUGCGAGAGGUAAGGUGAUGAAAGGGAAGGGGGAAUCAGCGAGUAAGGGACAAAGGCAGCAGAGGGAGGAGGUGGAGGGGUGGGGAGAGGAUGGGGACGUGCAGAGGGAAAGGAGAGAUAUUGGUAGGAGGGGAGGGAAGGAGAAGCAAGUUGAGGGGGCAAAAGGGGCAGCGGCGCAGGGAGUGGGGAAGGGGACGGCAGGGGGGAUGGCUGGGCAGGUGAGGAAAAAGCUGAGCCGUGAAAUGAAAGGGCUCAUGCACAAUGGAAUUUUGAAAGGGUGGGGUGGUGGUGGUGUGGGGGGAGCAGAGGAGAGGAGGGCGUUAGAGGAGGAGCAGGAGGAGAAGGGGGAGGAGGAGGAGGAAAGGGAGCAGGAGGAGGAGAGGGAGGAGAAUGAUGAUGAGGAGGAGGAAGGUGAGGUGCGUGCUGCAUCUGCUUCUGAGAGGGUUGUUCAAGGUGCUGGCGGUGCUGCUGGUGGUAGGGUGGGCAGGAGUGGGUUGAAGAGGCGAAUAGGAGAGGUGGUGGGGUCGGCAGGGAAGAGGAGUAAGAGGCGAGUGGGCGUUGCUGGUGGUGGGAGGGAGGGAGAUGCGGUGCAGCAGGAGGAGGAUGGCCAUGAGGAGAAGGAGGAAAGGAAGGCAUCGGCCAGCCAUGGGCGAACCCAGAAAACCACCUCUGCUCCUCGUGCAUCCGCUGCUGCCGCCGCUGGUACCUCUGCUGCUCGUGCUGCUGCGGCUAAUGCUCCUCCUGCUGCUCGCCCUGCCAGAGUUGCACCUCCUUCAGCACCUUUGCCUCAUCCCGCUGCUGCUGCUGCGCCUCCCGCUGCUGCUGCUGCUGCGCCUCCGGCUGCUGCUGCUGGUGCUGCCCCUCCGGCUGCCCCAGCUGCUGGCGGACGGCGAACAAAGCGCAAGUGGACAGAAGAAGAGGAAGAAUUACUGCUGGAGCUGAUGGAGAGGCACAGGGCUGCGGGGGCCAGGUGGAAGCUGAUUCUGCAGGACGGCCGGCACCGCUUCCACCCCUCGCGCACGCCAGUGGAUCUCAAAGACAAGUGGCGCAAUCUGGUCAAGUACAAGUGCUUCUCGCCCUGA